Australozyma saopauloensis is the source of this 1104-nucleotide messenger RNA. RefSeq lists its product as uncharacterized. The record is from RefSeq and is a predicted model, not a curated record. The coding region runs from base 1 to 1104 and encodes 367 amino acids. Lineage: Eukaryota; Fungi; Ascomycota; Pichiomycetes; Serinales; Metschnikowiaceae. The transcript has a single exon.
AUGCUAUCUCUCCGUCGCCGCUUGGCUACGUCAAUAACCCCCAGUGCAGCAUUUUUUGCAAGAACCACCGUGGCUCCCAACACACCCAUAUCUAUCCCACUGAAUCUCCAGCCAAAGUCUGUUCUUAUACUAGCGACGCCGCAAAAUCUCUCCGCAACAAUCGAGUCUGCAAUCAACUUGAACCAGAAUGAGAAUUUGCAGGUCGUGGUGGCCGGUGUUGAGCGCGUGGUCCCCAACGGCGUCGACAAUGGAGUAUCGGAGCUCUGGAUGAAUGAACUCAUGAAAAUCGGAGACUCUGUGCUCUUGUCGGAGAAGGAUAAGCCUGCUCCGCUUAGGGAGAGCGAUGGUGUCCAUCCAGUUGGGGCCAAGGUCAACUGGAAAAAUGUCAAGGCGUCGCUUGAGUUGAACUUGAAGGAGAUGAGCCUUAGCUUGCCGCUCGCAAACACGGCGUUUUACACCAGUUUGCUCAGCACGCUAUUUUAUUUCCAGCCCAAGGAAUUGGUCACGGCGGGUUCGAGUGUCGGCCAGACCUUGUGCGGGCUCACUGUCACCUUGCCCAACUUGGAGCCUCUGUUGAAUAAAGCCACCAUCUACGAUAAUUGGACCGCAUUGAGCACGUCAGAAGAGCCGCUCGUCGUGACAAAAUGCACCGGGAAUCUUUUGAAGGGCGUCAACAAAUUGCCGGCGUCGCUGUUCUUGGAGAAAAACACCAAACUCAUGAGUUUGGCCAGUAAAGAGACCAAGGUCUACGUGAAGAUCUACGACAAGCUGGGCGUUUGCAAAAGAUACGAGGUCAUCGCCGGCGGAGGCGGCUGGGGCGCCAAAGCAGACUUGUUGGCGCUUUCACCUGAGGCAAAGUUGAGCAUCGGAGACCGGGUUGAGUUCUUCAUGGUGGCUCCUCAAGACCAGGGCAAAAUGAACACUGCAGUUGUUUCCAACCAAUUUCUUUUUGAGUGCGCCGCAGAAGCGAAAGCUUACGGAGAGAAGAGCCUCAGCACCCAGACUGUCGAAAAUUUAUUUGGUUGUGGUAGUGAGAGCGGAUUUGUGGCUGCAAAUGUACAACACACUAGUCCUGGUGAGUCCUUGUCUAUGAGCUACAAUUAG